Thamnophis sirtalis is the source of this 787-nucleotide messenger RNA. The record is from RefSeq and is a predicted model, not a curated record. NCBI's taxonomy places the organism in Eukaryota, Metazoa, Chordata, Lepidosauria, Squamata, Natricidae.
UAACCUGUAACUAUGGAAAUGGAGGCUGCCAACACACGUGUGAUGACACGGAUAGUGGUCCUGUGUGCGGUUGUCAUCAGAAAUAUGCAUUGCAUUCAGAUGGCCGAACAUGCAUUGAUAUAGAUGAAUGCCUGAUGAACAACGGUGGCUGUGAUCACUUCUGCAGGAACACAGUGGGAAGCUUUGAAUGCAGCUGCCAAAAGGGCUACAAAUUACUAACGAAUGAACGGACCUGCCAAGAUAUAGACGAAUGUUCAUUUGAAAGGACCUGUGACCAUACCUGCAUCAACUAUCCUGGAAGUUUUGAAUGCUUAUGUCACAAGGGUUACACGUUAUAUGGAAUGACACAUUGUGGAGAUGUAGAUGAAUGUAGCAUCAACCAUGGAAGCUGUGAUUAUGGAUGUCUUAAUACUGUGGGAACUUACGAAUGUUUAUGUCCACCUGGACGAAAAUUACAUUGGAAUAAAAAAGAUUGUGUUGGUAAGUAACACUAUGGAAUAGACAUUUUCUACUUUUUCACUUUUUGUAUUAAUGGAUGGUUAUAAACUGAAUGUUUAAGUAAAUAAAAAUUAUUUUUCAAGCCUAAUACUGUACCCAUUCAAUAUUUAUUGUAUAUUGUGAGAGUGACUUCCUUCUCUUUCUUUUGUUGCACAAAUUCUUCCUUCCCUUUCAUUUAAUUCUUAAUCAUGUUUCCUUUUCUUCAAAGGAGGUAAAAGUAACUGAUUUCAGUUUUAUUUCUUAUUUAUUGAUUUUUAUAUACCUUGUUUCCCCAAAAAUAAGACCUCCC